Molecule: messenger RNA, 977 nt
Organism: Schistosoma turkestanicum
Lineage: Eukaryota; Metazoa; Platyhelminthes; Trematoda; Strigeidida; Schistosomatidae
Source: the annotation of a GenBank genome assembly
CUUUUAGCAGCUCAGAUUUAAAAUACAAGAUACUUUUCAUUUGAAACAAAAGUUGGAUAUUAAUUUUAAACAAUAAUGAUUACUAAUUUUCAUGCUUUUUUCAAUGAACAAUGGAUACAAAUUUAAAUGUGAUUAAUUUAUCUUCUCAAACAUUAGAAAAAGCAUUUUUAGAAUUAAAUGAACAACCAAAUCAACGACAAAAUGAUAUUGAUGAAUUAAGACAUCGUAUUCAAUUACAAAAUUUACAAGGAUGUCUUGCUGAUGAUUUUCUGUUACGUUUUCUACGUGCUAAAAAAUUUAAUCAUGAUAAUGCUUUAAGAUUAUAUUUAAAUUAUUAUAUUUUACGAUUACGUUAUCCUGAUGUAUUCAAUGAUUUAAGACCAUCAUUAGUGGAACAUGUAUUUCGUAGUGGUGUUGUAUGUCGAUUGCCACAACCAGAUGCCGAAGGUAGAGCAUUGAUUUAUUUUAGACCAGGUUCAUGGAAUCCUACGGAAUGGUCAACAAAUGAUAUAUUUCGUGCAAAUGUACUUGUAAUUGAAGAAUUGUUAUUGUGUUGGCCAGCAGUACAAAUUCAUGGAGUAAUUAUUCUAGUAGAUCUUUCAAAUUUUUCAUGGAGACAUGCAAUUAAUUUAAUGUCACCAUGGUUUUUAAAUCGUGCAGUACAUUUUCUACAAGGUUCAAGUCCUGUACGAGUUAAAGCUGUUCAUAUAUUCAAUAGUCCAUAUAUGUUUGCUAAAAUCUAUUCUACAUUAAUGCCUUUAUUAAAACCAAAAAAUCAAUCACGUGUUAUUAUACAUAAUAAAUCAUUAGAAAGUCUUCAUGCUGCAAUUCCUCCACAUCUACUACCAUGUAAUUGUGAUUUGGAUGGUACUGGGCCGCCUAUUCCAUCUGAUGAAUAUAUCAAUGGUUUAUUGAAUUUAGAAGAUUAUUUCAUUGAAAUGAACAAAUAUCCAUAUCAUGUGAAUGAGCAAAUCUAA